GGACAAAGGAAGGGAUCAUUAAUAUUGAUCGAUUGAUGACUGUCUCGUCUAUCAGGUCAAUAAGUGACCAACAGUCUCCUGUUGUCACGUUUUCAGCUCAACACAUCUGGAGAGAAAAAGUGUGUAAAUGAAAUGCAAUACUUUAGGUCACUGAUAUCUCUGGUACAGAGCAGCUGGUGAUGUAAUAUUAACACCACCGUUACUUUAAUUAAUGAUAAAUGGAGUUAAGGUUUAAACCAGCAAACUACCGGUGACAGGAUGACCUCUGACCUCCUGAUCCUCUGCCACCCAUUAAAGAACACAUUAUGGUUUAGAAACACAGAAGUAAGAAUAUUGUUUCAGUUUAAAGUAAAAUAAGCCAACAAAUACUUAAAGUAUUCCACAUCAGAGUGAGUUUAGGAGAAACUUAAUUCUUUUGGGGCCAAAACUGAAUCAGUUAAAUCAUCAUUAUAUCGUCUAUCCUGCAGUAAAACCCAGGAUAGUUCAGGCUGCAGAUGUUAGUAAUGAAGUUCUUUGGAUUAAACAGAAACUAUAUUUUGUUUCACUUCAUCAGGUCAUAUUUCUUUUCUCGCUCUACAGUCACUUUAGGAUCAUUUAAAAUUCAGUUUCUGUUCCCAGGACGAGCCCUGGUUUGUGCCCCUGGUAUGGCCGUCACUGUAGCGCAUCUAGGUAGCUUUGUCUAUUGGUUGGUGCUACCCUUCUGUUGUCAUGGAAACUAUAACAGUUAGUGUUUAAUGUUACUUUAAUAAAACUCUGAGGGGAUUUAAGUGGCAGCAGUUCUGUGGAAAAAUGGAAAAUGGAGCAACGGGAGGAUCAAGUAGCAGGAAGGAAACAUCAACGACCUAGAAAACAUCUAAAACGUCCAAAAGCUAAAUGUCUUCACUGAGCAGGAAGUUUCUUCCAUCCAACUUCUGUGUAACCAGAGGAGGCGGUCCAGCCACGAGGAGGAGGAAGCAGAACCUCAGUGGACUGGAGGGGAUCAAAUGGAGCCGGAUCCUCCAAGACCACCUGAACGGACACUGAUGGAAGGAGAAAGUGAGAACGCCGAGUCUUCAUGGGAUAAAAGGCCACGGAAAACAUCAGAGCCUCCACCGACUGAAGAAUGGGAGGAAUCAGAAACUGACUGGAUGAACGAGGAAGAAGCAGAAAUUAAACCUUCGCUGUUUAAAGAAUGGCAGGAACCAGAAACUCAAUGGAGUAAAGAGGAAGAGGAGGAUCCACGAAGACCACAGAAUGAAGAACGGGAGGAUCCAGAAACUGCAUGGAUUAAAGAAGAAGUGGAACCACUGAUAGGAGUGAAGGAGGAAACAGAUUCUCCUGUAUUUAGCUGUGAAGGAGAGCGAAGACCUGAGCAGCUUUCUCGUCAUAUUUCUGCUGUAGUUGAGAGCAAAAAUCAGGGAGGAAGAAAUAUUUCCACCGUGUCAGAAACUCAGUGCUUUACUGACAAGUGUGAUAUUUGUGGGAAAUCGUUCAAGAAGAAGUUUAACUUGAAACAGCAUUACAGGAUCCACACUGGUGAGAGGCCUUUCUGUUGUGAAAUAUGUGGGAAAAGUUUCUCUCAAUUUAGUAAUUUAAAAGUUCACAAGAAAAUUCACACCGGUGAGAGGCCUUUCUGUUGUGAAACAUGUGGGAGACGUUUCUUAAGAAUCGAUCAUUUAAAUAUUCACAAGAAAAUUCAUACAGAUGAAAGACCUUUUUCUUGUGACUUAUGCAGGAAAUCUUUCACUCGUAUCGAUAAUUUAAACAACCAUAAGAAAAUUCAUACAGGUCAGAGGCCUUGUCAAACAUAUGGAGAAGAUUUCUCUCUCUACAACAAAGUGAAUGCAGGUGAAAGUCCUUUUUCUUGUGAAAUAUGUGGGAAAAUUUUCUCUCGAAUUUCUAGUUUAAAGGUUCACAAGAAAACUCAUACAGGUGAAAGGCCUUUUUCAUGUGACACAUGUGGGAAAGGUUUUAUACAUAGUUCAUAUUUAAAUGUUCACAGGAGAACCCACACAGCUCAUUGAUACGGCUACACAGAUUUCAGUCUGUCUUGGUAAAUUAUUUUGAAAAUACGGAUGUUGUGCUUGUGCAUUUUCCUGUUGUGAGAUUUUAGUUUAGCAGUAACAAGACAUGAAGUUACUUUUAAAAUGAAUCAUACAUAUGAUAUAGAUGCAGGUUAGAUUAAAAUGAUUGACUUUUCUUACCUGAUUAUUUCUGUUACUAGAUUAAGCUGUACUGACCCUUACUAAUAAAUAUCAAGCAUAAAGAAAAGUCUAAAA
Xiphophorus couchianus (Monterrey platyfish) is the source of this 2258-nucleotide messenger RNA. Its product is annotated as zinc finger protein 239-like. Gene Ontology annotation, biological process: embryo development; regulation of transcription by RNA polymerase II. The transcript is spliced from 2 exons. Gene Ontology annotation, cellular component: nucleus. NCBI's taxonomy places the organism in Eukaryota, Metazoa, Chordata, Actinopteri, Cyprinodontiformes, Poeciliidae. The record is from RefSeq and is a predicted model, not a curated record. Bases 984 to 2003 code for a protein of 339 amino acids. Gene Ontology annotation, molecular function: RNA polymerase II cis-regulatory region sequence-specific DNA binding; DNA-binding transcription factor activity, RNA polymerase II-specific.